AGAGAAAGAAAGGCGAAUGCCCCGUACUUCAAAGGCGGCUACCUCGGCACCAGGAGCAGCAUUAGCUGCAGGGUUGUGGAACAAAGAACACGAGCAGAAUCUUGAUUUGAUAAAUGCAAGUACAAACAAAAUCAGUAGUUUUGGACUUGCCCCUGUUAAGGAUAUCGUUAGUUUAGGACCGGAAAUGUCUGAUGCGAUGGCGCUGAAACGUGAGUUAAGCUGGGCAGAAGACGCCCUUCUAGAUCGGCUUUACCAGAUUCCUUUUUUAUAUAAGGUGCCGGAAGAAGAAAGGACGGAAUUUAUGUUCAACCAGAUUAGGCUAAAGUGUCGAAAGAGGAUGGAACACCUGGCUGCGGAAGUCCGAGUUUUGCUACCAUCUCCAGGG
This is a messenger RNA of Striga asiatica, 385 nucleotides long. The record is from the annotation of a GenBank genome assembly. Lineage: Eukaryota; Viridiplantae; Streptophyta; Magnoliopsida; Lamiales; Orobanchaceae.